This is a messenger RNA of Arachis ipaensis, 1657 nucleotides long. The record is from RefSeq and is a predicted model, not a curated record. Lineage: Eukaryota; Viridiplantae; Streptophyta; Magnoliopsida; Fabales; Fabaceae.
CAACCAAAUGCAAACGAUGCUUAGUAUCAUCAAAUCACGCCCCCUUAACCCCUUAUUUCGCUUCAUCUCUCUCCUCCCAACCGCCACCACUACACCACAGUCAUUCUCCACCUCACCAUCCAAAACCCCACUCCAGAACCAAUUCGAGACAUGGAUCAACCAUCUCAAACCGGGCUUCACCCCUUCCGACGUCCACCGAGCCCUGCAGGCUCAAUCAGACCCAGACCUCUCCCUCGACAUCUUCCGCUGGACGGCCCAACAGCGCAACUACACCCACACUCACCUCACCUACCUCACCGUCAUCAAACAACUCAUAGCCGGCCGCCGCUACCGCCAAGCCGAAACUCUAAUCCACGAGGUCUUCGCCGGCGCCUGCGACCCCUCUGUCGAGCUCUACAACGCCGUCAUCCGGUUCUGCUGCGGCCGCAAAUUCCUCUUUAGCCUCGCCUUCGACGUCUAUAAGAAGAUGCUCAGGUCAGAGGAUUCCAAACCCACUCUCGAAACCUAUUCCCUUUUGUUCAAUUCACUUCUUAGAAGGUUCAAUAAGCUCAAUGUUUGUUAUGUUUACUUGCAUUCUGUGAGGUCCAUGACUAAGCAAAUGAAGGCCAAUGGUGUUAUUCCUGAUACUUUUGUCCUCAACAUGAUAAUCAAAGCUUAUUCCAAGUGUUUGGAGCUUGAUGAGGCCAUUAAGGUUUUUCACGACAUGGGCUUGUAUGGCUGUGAGCCGAAUGCUUAUAGUUAUGGAUAUAUUGCAAAAGGUUUGUGUGAGAAGGGUAGGGUAAAUCAGGGAUUUAAGUUCUUUGUGGAGAUGAGGGAUAAGGGUUUUGUGCCGAGUGCGAGUGCUUAUCUGAUAAUCAUUUGCAGUCUUGCCAUGAAUCGGAGGUUUGAGGAUGCCAUUGAGGUUCUGUUUGAUAUGUUGGAGAACUCUAAGUCCCCUGAUCACUUGACUUAUAAGACUGUCCUGGAGGGAUUGUGUCGCGAGGGGAGAGCCGACGGGGCUUUUGAUCUGCUUGAUGAGUGUAGGAAGAGGGAUGUUAACAUGAAUGAAAAGAUGUAUAAGGCUUUGUUGAGAGAAUUGCACUAUAUUUGCAGGGAGGGGGAGUAGAUACUGUGCUUGUUGUUCCUUUUGUCUCGAAAUGCAUAAGUUGUCGAAUUCAGUUAUAGGGAUUGGUUGAAACUUCUUAAAAUGCUGAUUAAGUGGAACAUCUUGCUUUGAAAAUUUCUCGUAACUUCUUUUGAAGUGAAAUCCCUUCCAUCGAGUUACAAUAUUUGCUCUGGUGAUGAUGAUAUUGCAGAAGGUGUCACUUGUGACAAGGGUAUGAUGAUGUUAUGUAAACCACGGCUUACACGCUUGCAUAAUUGCUUACCCCCGUUGAGGCAAAUAUUGGUAAGUAAUUCCGAUCCAUGUUCUUGCUGUAGAAGUUUCCUAUAAGUACUAUUUUGAACGAGAAUCUUAUGAUACCAUUUAAUGGACUCUAUCAAGUAUUCAUCAGAAUGGUUUUUGUUUCAUAAACUGAAAUGAGAUGUAGCUUAGAAGUUGAAUCUUGUCUUUUGCUAUAUCAGAUACAAAGUUGUAUAUUUAAAAACCGGAUCUUUUUUUCUUCUUUUUUUCAAUAAUUGUUUUGGUUGAGGGAAGUCACCUUGUGAAGAUGACUGA